This is a messenger RNA of Helianthus annuus (common sunflower), 1643 nucleotides long. RefSeq names its product UDP-glucose 4-epimerase GEPI48. Gene Ontology annotation, molecular function: UDP-glucose 4-epimerase activity; RNA binding. Gene Ontology annotation, biological process: galactose metabolic process; rRNA processing. The transcript is spliced from 9 exons. The record is from RefSeq and is a predicted model, not a curated record. NCBI's taxonomy places the organism in Eukaryota, Viridiplantae, Streptophyta, Magnoliopsida, Asterales, Asteraceae. The coding region runs from base 305 to 1345 and encodes 346 amino acids. Gene Ontology annotation, cellular component: cytosol.
CCUUGGAGUUGAAACCCCCCACCCAAUACUUUUCCCCCAAUUUGGGGUUGCCAAAACUACACUAAAAAAAACCUACUUUUUUCACCACCUCCGUUCUUCCAAUCUGUCACCACAUGUAGGUAUAUAUGGAACAAACAACAUUGUCCCAUUCAAUUCUCCCAUCCCAUCUGUCACAAAUAUCAUUAUUCCUUUCACAGAUCCCUCAUAUAAACUCUCUCUGUACAUUCCCAAAACCCAAUCCCCCAAUUCAUUCAUUUGCUUCAAUCGGAUUCCGAUUUGAUAUACCCAUUUGUUGAUUAUUCCAAUGGCGCCACCGCAUUGCGUUUUGGUCACCGGUGGUGCCGGUUAUAUUGGCAGUCACACCGUCUUGCAACUGCUCUUAAGCGGUUACAAGACGGUGGUCAUCGAUAAUCUUGAUAAUUCUUCUCAAGUUGCUAUCAAUCGAGUUAAACAACUCGCUGGUCAUCAUGCUCUUAACCUAAUUUUCCAUAAGAUCGACAUCAGGGACAAGCCUGAAUUAAAGAAGCUUUUCGCCUCCACAAAGUUUGAUGCUGUUAUACAUUUUGCUGGAUUGAAGGCUGUUGGCGAAAGUGUGCAGAAGCCAUUGAAGUAUUACGACAACAAUGUUGUUGGCACUCUAACUUUGUUGGAAGUCAUGGAAGCUCAUGGAUGCAAAAAGAUCGUGUUUUCGUCGUCAGCUACUGUUUACGGUUGGCCAAAGGUGUUACCAUGCACGGAAGAUUUCCCCUUAUCUGCAGCCAGCCCAUAUGGACGAACCAAGCUCAUGGCUGAGGACAUUUUCCGUGAUAUUUACGCUUCGGAUUCCGGAUGGAAAAUGAUAAUGUUACGGUAUUUCAACCCCGUGGGGGCCCAUCCAAGUGGAUGUAUCGGUGAAGAUCCUUUGGGGUGCCCGAACAAUCUUAUGCCGUAUAUUCAGCAAGUAGCGGUUGGCAGGCUGCCUGCGCUGAAAGUGUUUGGAACCGAUUACUCGACCAAAGAUGGAACCGGGGUGCGUGAUUACAUCCAUGUUUCGGAUUUAGCUACUGGGCAUCUUGCUGCUUUGAGAAAACUCUCGGAUCCUGAAAUAGGUUGUGAGGCUUACAACUUGGGAACUGGUAAAGGAACAUCGGUUUUGGAAAUGGUGGCAGCGUUUGAAAAGAUCUCCGGAAAGGAAAUUCCUCUUGUAAUAGCUGGAAGACGUCCCGGCGAUGCUGAGGUCGUAUAUGCUUCAACCGCCAAAGCAGAGCGUGAGUUAAACUGGAAGGCGGAGAACGGGAUAGAGGAGAUGUGCAGAGACCAGUGGAAUUGGGCGAGCAAGAACCCAUACGGUUAUCUCAGCAAAUAAACCGGUGCACCAAAGGGCUGUUGUGGAAUUUUACAAAGUCAAAGUCAAAGUCAAAUUAUUUAAGUAGUGAAGAGAAGGUUAGAUAGGGUAAUUAUCAUAAGUUAAACAAUAAACAUUUGAUAGAUAGUCAUAUUCUUUUUCAAUAUUUAUUUAAGUGUCCAGGGGUACCACCCUUUUACUUUUUACAUAUAGUGCAAUUUAUUCUUCUUGUAUAUGACAUUUGACAUCUGGUGUUUUGUAGCUAUUGAAGAGGCAUGUUACAUUAUUUAUUAUUUACAAGAUUCUGUAUUUGAGACUU